ACUCGUUUGAAGAGAAAAAAAGUAACAUAAAUAAAUCGUUGUAAUCGGAAUUCAGAGUGUAUUCUAAAUAGAAAUAAUUAUAAAAAGUAAUUGCGUAUUACCGAGUAGGUAGGUAUAUACUUUGGUCGUCCACGUCCCCCCCCCACGCCUUGACGAAUCGCGCGAUAGGUACCUAUAUAUAGGUAUAGGCUAAUAGUAGUUAGGUAGGUUUACCUAUUGUUAGAAAUGCAGACAGCAGCAAUCGCGUCUAGAUAGCACGGACAAGCCACUCCUAUAUAUGAUACGUUAACGCCGCACGGGUUACCAUCGUGUUUUUUAAGAAGAGUAGGUAUAUUUAUAAUAUUGCAUAAAACCUCUCGCGGGAGAGGCUCGUUUAUAAUCAAUGUCGAAAAACGUAAGCCUAAUGCGCGGCAUUAGCAUCUACACGAGUAGUGAUGCAAGUCGUGACGGUAAUGUUUUUAAGUACCACGUUCGACAGCAGUGAGUGCGCCGCCGUAGCGUUGUAAAAGCGUGAAAAAAACGUUCACUCCACCCUUCACCGCCGUCGACCCCACCGAACCCUACCACACACAGUACGCGAACCGACCCACAAUCUCCGUCGGCGGCGGAGGCGUUUGGCGUCAUCUGCGGCGGCGGCGGCGGCGGCAGCAAAUGGUAAACACCGUGCGUGUUAUCAAUGUCAAGGACUGCUGUUAUCAGGCGCACACACGCGCACACGUACGCACGUACACAACAACAAAACAGAAGCGGACUUAUUGAUUAUUUUCGGCCAGUGACAACUGCUUAAUAUUAUUAUUUUCGUUUCCGUUCCCCCGUUAUUGUUUUGUUUCUUUUUUUUUAACCGCUUAGUUUUUUUUUUUUUUUAUUGCUCCCAUCCCACCGAAUACACAUUUCGCUUGGCGACUCGCCGAAACGAGUCGACUGACGUUCGCGGGGGGGCCGGCCGUCUGCGUUUUCCGAUUGCGCGGUCGGAGGAAUGACGACGACGACUACGACGACGGUGACGAUGACGGCGGUACUCGACUAAAACGAUAUUCGCGACUUGGACGGCGUUCCGCGGGUCCACGGUGUUGGUGGAUGCCCCUCGCCAGCGUACGCGUUCGAGACGGGAGCCGGAGCGCCGCCGUGUCCGAAUGGAGACGACUAGUGGAACAGUGUGACUUGUUUCCAAUCACUAGAGUUGGAUUACUGGAUUAUCUCUGUUGACGGUAUCAAAUUGUUAAUAAUUCAAAAAUAAGGAAUAUCACACUGUACUAUGUUGCCCAAUACGAUUGCUGUAUCAUCUACUUUGCCAAGAGUAAAAAAUAAAACAUUCAAUGAAAAUGAUGAAAACGUUUCAUAUUCAAAGCCUGUAGGUUUUCAAAAAGAUCGUAAAAGUUGGCCAUUGGCACAAGUGAUGGAAUGUGUUGAUCUUGAAACAGUGUCACGCAUAUCAUCUUUAGAAUCUGAAAAGGAAACUAGUGCCAUAAACUCAAAUAUUUCUUCUCACAAUAAUUGUGUAACAGUACUUCAGACAGAUAAUAAUUUACAGCCUGAAUGUAUUAACGAAUUGUGUUCAGAUGAUCAACCGAGUAAUGUCUUAAAAAUUGUCUUGCCUCUAGUCAGUGAAAAUGUGCCAUUGAAUGGCCAUUCAAUAGCAAUCGAUCACGAUCAAUUUUUACAAGAAGAAAGUUCUGUUGUUUCAAGCAAUAAUCAUGUUCAAUAUUUUCCAGAACAAUGUGAAGAUGUGCCAGUUUAUGUGAAUAAAUACAUGAAUAAUAGAAAUCAUUCUUUACCUGAAGAUAAUGAACUAAAUCGAUUCAGUUCAACAUUUGAAGAUAUAAAAACGUUACUUAAAGAAGGUCUAGUUGACGGUUUAGAUGAAAUGCCACCAGACUUUCAGCCUCCACAACCACCUCUACUUUAUAGAGUUUCUUCGUUACCAAAUCUUCUAAGUCAUGAUAGUACAAAAACUCAUCAUUCGUGUUCAUACUUAACUAUGUGUGCAACUAAACACGAAUUAUUUAUGAAUAAACUUUGCAAAAAUAUUGUUGCCAAACAUGACAUGUCUGUGCAAGUAUCAACCGAAUUAUUUAAACAUCAAAAUCAAAAAGUCUAUGUCGACACAAGCUGCCAAACAGAAGAUAUUUUUGUGAACUGUCAAGUGAAUAAUGAAGUUUUAACCCAAGAAAUCUAUCAAAAUGAUUGUCUCAAGAAUAGUAAUGUUUUUAAGAAUGAACUCCAAAUAAAUACCAACGAUAAAGAUGAUAUUAAAAGUAAUAUGGAAGAAGAAAACUAUACCAGUAUUGAUUAUACAAAUUUAAAUGUUAAUAAAAAACAUGAACAUGAUACUACUGAGGAAAACGACUUAACAGGUAUUGGUUACACAAAUAUUAAUGUAUUUAAUAAAGAACUUCAAACUAAUGAUGAAGAAAAGGAUUGCACUGACAUUGAUUACACAAAUGUUAAUGUAUUUAAUAAAGAACUUCAAACUAAUGAUGAAGAAAAGGAUUGCACUGACAUUGAUUACACAAAUGUUAAUGUUAUUAAUUCUGAAUACGAAGUCAAAACUAAUGAAGAAGAGGACUGUGCCAGUUUUGGUUAUUCUGAUGUUAACACAUUGAACACGACAAAUGAAAUUAAUGCCAAUGGAGAGGACUGUACUAGUAUUGGUUAUAUCAAUAUUAAUGGUUUUAAUAAAGAUAAUAUAAUAACUAAUAAUGAGGAUAAUUUUACUAAUGUUAGUUAUACUAAAAUCACUACUUUUAACCAAGCAUGUGCGUCUAAACCCACUGAUAUUGACUAUACAAAUAUGAAUGUAGUUGAGAAUGGAAACAAAAUUAGUAUUAAUGAAGAAGACAAUUUGAAAAUUGGUUAUACCAGUAUUAAUAUGUUUGGAAAAGAGCUUGAAGGUAUAAAUGGAGAGGACUGUGUUGACAAUGGUUAUACAAAUUUCAGUUUAUAUGACAAAGGACUUGACAUUGAUUCUAAUGAUGAUUGUGAAAACUAUGCAAAUGCUAACAUUUUAGAAGAAUUUGUGAAUGAACAAAUAAGCCUUAACAACACUGAUGGAGAUUUUGAUUCAUUUUUAUUUGGACCAUUGCCUCCAUCACCUAUUGAAGAAAUUGUUUCAGAGCUACCUAUAUUGAAUGGUGUUGAAACAAAAAGAGAAAACUCUGCACCCAUGCCUUUCAUAUUUAAUGUUCAUAAAAACGAACCAAGUACUUCAAUAAUCAAAUCUCGAUCAAUAGACGCUGAAUUUUCUCAUAAUUUUCAGCAACAUCAAAAAAUUGGAACACGAUCUGUACAAUCUGAGAGAAGAACUUAUCCAUCUGAAGUACCUGUUUCUGAUGGACAUCCAAAGCCAUUAAUGCUUAAAAGUAGUAUUCACCCCAGUACUAUUGAAAAAUUAUCAGACAUUUCGAGUUCAUUGCCGGAUACACCGCUAUUAGGAAGAUGUGAUUUUCCACGUCAGUAUUCAGCCACUGGCACUAAAACAAUGUCUCAGAUGUCAAAUAGUAUGAGCAUCAACAUGAGAGGUGCUGGGCAUGGUUCUAGCAUUGGUUUGGGUCAAGCAAUGGCUGGUGCAGAGUUGUUGCACUUAAAUGGACCUGGUAGGGGAUGGUAUCCACGACAACGACAAUUUCGCCCUGUGUCAGUUGAACAGCUUGAUAAAUUGGCUAGCAAAAGCCCUGUGGGCCACUCUCAAUGGGAUUCUCGAGAAGGCCAUAAACCUGUUACAUUACCCCCAAAUCUUACACCCAAGUUCUUCCACAGGUCCCCUAGAGAAGCGCUUCGACGUGUCACAAGUUUACUUAUUAGAAAGGGCAAUACUAACAAAAAUAACAAAUCUAAAACUGUAUUCUCUUCUUCAGUGAUUGGACCACACGGGGAUAUAAGUGAAGAAUGUGUAACCAGUCAAUCCAAACGUGGAUUUUUCAAAAGCUUAUGGAGAAAAUAAGACUUCUUAUAACGUGCAAUCAAAUUUUGUGGCCAUAUAUCUUAAUUUAUUUAUUAUUUAUUUUAUCAUUACUCUGUCUUCGAAUCUAUGUUUAACCUUGUGUUUACUGUACUAACUUUUACUAUAUAAUUUUUAUAUGUUUUUAUGUGUAAUAAAUUUUGACAUUAGUAAUAGAAUGUUUGAUAAUUUAUAUAUUUAUUAUUUUUUUUUAACAAAAUUUAAUUUCUUAUUAUUGUUUUUUUUUUUUCAUUUUAUCAUUGUAGAUUUUUUAGAUUGGAAUAAAUGAUUUAUACGAUUAUAUAAUA
Molecule: messenger RNA, 4245 nt
Organism: Aphis gossypii (cotton aphid)
Lineage: Eukaryota; Metazoa; Arthropoda; Insecta; Hemiptera; Aphididae
Exons: 9
Coding region: 1256-3940 (894 amino acids)
Source: RefSeq, a predicted model, not a curated record